Molecule: messenger RNA, 981 nt
Organism: Pygocentrus nattereri (red-bellied piranha)
Lineage: Eukaryota; Metazoa; Chordata; Actinopteri; Characiformes; Serrasalmidae
Exons: 7
Coding region: 59-850 (263 amino acids)
Biological process (GO): lipid homeostasis
Cellular component (GO): endoplasmic reticulum; membrane
Source: RefSeq, a predicted model, not a curated record
GAGAGGAGCAGGGACAGUGUGGACAGUGGUCUCUUACAGAACAGCGGGCUAGCUGGCCAUGGAGCCUCUGAGCCUGGUGGUCCUGCUGGUUUCGGUGGGCAGUUUCCUCUCCUCUCAGUGGCUGUUUCACAGAGGGAGCCCCUGGCUGUCUGAGCGGCUCACUCCAGCUUUCCUCACACUCAAUCACACUCAGAGAACAGAGUGGAACUCCAGGGCCGUUUCCACUGUGCAUGCCUUGGUGGUGGGACUCCUUUGUCUCUAUAUACUGCUGUUUGAUGAAGCAGUCAAGAAGGACCCAGUCUGGGGUGAUCCAACACUGGUGAAGCUGAAUGUGGGCAUAACCACAGGCUACCUCAUCUCAGAUCUGCUGCUGAUGCUCUAUUUCUGGGAUUUCAUAGGAGAGAAGUAUUUUGUCAUACAUCACCUUGCUGCUCUUUAUGCCUAUUACUAUGUGCUGAAUCAGGGAUUAUUGCCCUACUUUGCAAAUUUCCGGCUGCUCUCGGAAUUUUCCACCCCCUUUGUGAACCAGCGAUGGUUUCUUCAGGUUUUGGGUUACCACAAGCUUUCUAAGCAAAGCCUCGUGAAUGGCGUAGCUAUGGCCUUCUCUUUUUUCCUGGUGAGGAUUGCAGUCAUUCCAGUCUAUUACAGCCAUAUGUACUCUGUGUACGGGACAGAAGCUUUCUACAGGCUCCCCCUCGGGGCCCGCAGUGCCUGGCUCCUUUGCAGCCUCUGCCUGGACGUCAUGAACGUCAUGUGGAUGCGCAGGAUCCUCCGAGGCUGCCUCAAAGUGCUACGCUCCAGCCGAUGCCAAAAAGCAACAAUGAAAAUGGGGAGUAGAAAGAUGGACUAAGAGAGAGAAAGAAAUGAUGCCAAACAGAAACCAUCCAUCACGUGUGUCCAUCCUCCUCAUUUCAGACUGUUUUUAAUAAUAAUGGAUAUUUAUGGAUAUAUGACUCCUACAUUGAUCAGACAUAACAUUCU